Messenger RNA from Penicillium waksmanii, 1107 nucleotides. Its product is annotated as CCDC174 family protein. Gene Ontology annotation, cellular component: nucleus. The coding region runs from base 1 to 1107 and encodes 368 amino acids. NCBI's taxonomy places the organism in Eukaryota, Fungi, Ascomycota, Eurotiomycetes, Eurotiales, Aspergillaceae. The record is from RefSeq and is a predicted model, not a curated record. The transcript has a single exon.
AUGGGCGCCGACCACGAAAGCCUGUAUGGGCAACCGAAGAAAAAGAGCAAAAAUGAGCUCUCUUCCGUCUCCGGCCUCUCCUUCGCAGGCCAGAUGUCUUCCUUAAUCGCGAAUUCGAACACCUCCGGAUCGACGUCAAACGACCGAACCCGCCGUUCACGACACCCCAAAUCCGAUCUAUUCGGUAAACAAAAUAAAGGCGCGGAAAAGCGCGCAGCGGCAGAUCUCGAAGAAACCGAUCACCAUGUCGCGAAGCAAGUCCACAUGUCCAGCAAGGACAUCGGUAGCAUCGACGACGCCACGCUGAACCGAUCCAAGCAAAAGAUGGAGAAAAAAGUGCGAAUGUACAAUGAUAUGAGAAAGGGGAUGUACCUGGGUGGGGACAGCAGUGACGAGGGCAAGCCGGGGCCCAGUUCCCAUUCCGAAGAGUACCUGGGACGGCUUCGACGCCGAGAGAAGGAAGGCCUUAUCGAUUUUGACCGCAAGUGGGCGAAUGAAGAAAAGAAGAAAGCUGAAGGGUCCGGAGGCUCAGGAAGUGAAAGCGAAGAUGAUGAUAAUGCCUCCAUUAUAUCCUACGAAGACGAGUUCGGCCGCUCCCGUCGCGGGACAAGAUCCGAAGCCGCCCAGGCAUACCGCACAAAGGACGAAGAAGCCCGAGGCGAGGCCGCUCAAGAAAGGUGGCGUCCUAAUCGGCCGGAAAACCUCAUAUACGGUGAAGCUGUGCAAUCCCAAGCGUUCAAUCCAGAGGCGAACAUCGCGGCGCAAAUGGCUCAGCUCGCAGCUCGACGAGACCGAUCCGCUACACCCCCGGACCAGGUGCACUAUGAUGCAGAUGGCGAGGUCCGCAAUCGAGGAACCGGGUUUUACGCUUUCUCGCGCGACGAGGAAACUCGAAAGAAACAAAUGGAGGAGUUGAAGGGUGCACGGGUAGAGACCCUUCGAGAGCGUGAGAGGAUCAAGGAGCGAGCGGCUAUUCACCAAGCUAAAAUAGCCGAACGCAAAUCCGAAAUCGCGCAACUACGGGCCAAACGGUUGACGGCAAAGUUCAUGAAUGAACUGGAGGGUGGAGCUGCCGCUGGUCCUUCUCAGCCACCUGUUGUGAGGUGA